Molecule: messenger RNA, 2990 nt
Organism: Camelus dromedarius (Arabian camel)
Lineage: Eukaryota; Metazoa; Chordata; Mammalia; Artiodactyla; Camelidae
Gene: RAB23
Product: RAB23, member RAS oncogene family
Exons: 7
Coding region: 321-1034 (237 amino acids)
Biological process (GO): vesicle-mediated transport
Molecular function (GO): GTP binding; GTPase activity
Source: RefSeq, a predicted model, not a curated record
CCGAGCGCGGCGCGGCUGCCGCUGAGGGGAGUCGAGUCUCCCGCGCCCGACCCUCCCCGGCGGGGCUGCUGCCGAGCCGCUCGUCCUGACCCCUGGCUGCCGGCAAAGUUGGUGAAAAAAAUCCGAGUCGUUCGGAAAAGAGCGAGAAAAGAGGGCGCGAGGCGGUCGGAGGCCCCGCCGGGGAGCUGGCGCGCCGGGCGGCGGCGGCGGUUGCGCCGCGACCAGGAGGAGCCGUCGCGCCGGGCGGCGGGGCCGAUUUAAGAGAGAAGAUCUGAUCACCUGGAAUUAAAGUUGGUACAGAAACCUUUUCCAUUCCAAACAUGUUGGAGGAAGAUAUGGAAGUGGCCAUCAAGGUGGUGGUCGUAGGGAAUGGAGCGGUUGGAAAAUCAAGUAUGAUUCAGCGGUAUUGCAAAGGCAUUUUUACAAAAGACUACAAGAAAACCAUUGGAGUUGAUUUUUUGGAGCGACAAAUCCAAGUUAACGAUGAAGACAUCAGGCUGAUGCUGUGGGAUACGGCAGGUCAGGAGGAAUUUGAUGCCAUAACAAAGGCCUACUACCGAGGAGCCCAGGCUUGCGUGCUUGUCUUUUCCACCACAGACAGGGAAUCUUUCGAAGCAAUCUCCAGCUGGAGAGAGAAAGUGGUGGCUGAAGUUGGAGACAUCCCAACCGUCCUUGUGCAAAACAAGAUUGACCUCCUGGAUGACUCUUGUAUAAAGAAUGAGGAGGCUGAGGCCCUGGCGAAGAAGCUGAAGCUGAGGUUCUACAGGACGUCGGUGAAGGAGGACCUGCACGUGAGCGAGGUUUUUAAAUAUUUGGCAGAAAAAUACCUUCAAAAACUUAAACAACAGAUAGCUGAGGGUCCAGAGUCGGUGCAUUCAAGUAGGAACAAGAUUGGUGUCUUUAGCGCAUCUGGUGGAAGUCACUUGGGUCAGAAUUCAAGCACCCUUAAUGGUGGAGAUGUCAUCAAUCUUAGACCCAACAAACAGAGGACCAAGAAAAACAGAAAUCCUUUUAGCAGCUGUAGCAUACCCUAAAACAUCUUAAGGAGAAAGAGGAUUGAAUUACAUUGUGCGGCAAGAUGGACAUCUGGCUGUCGUGGUAUGUGACACGAUUUCUCAGCAGACUUUGCACCCAGUGGCUCUCUGGAAGUUGACGGGCUUAAUUGUUCCGCAGUGCUUUUCAGGAUGGAACAAGAUCUUUGGUGGAAAACUUUCUGCCCUGUGGACUCAUUUUAAUUUUUUUUUACAUUAGACGAAGCUUCUCCUGUUUUUGAAGGAAUGCUAUAAGAAAUAGCAGAAACAGGUUUUGCUGAAUUUUAAAUGCUGGAAAACAUAAAGGAAAUGCCUAAGUAUAUUGGUACAGAUUUUAAUAUUAUGGGCCAAGGAAAGACAGCGAGCCUUCUUUCUCUGAGAUUGGUCAUCUCGCUUUUCGGGAAAUGGUAUUGGAUCUGAACACUUACAGAAAAUACUACCGAAAGGUAACCCUCUGAUCUUGCCAGAGUGCGUCCGUGUGUACUUUGGCGAUGUCCCUUGUGCAAUAUCUGUAGACGCUAGAAUGUGGGGUGUGCACGCCAAUGCCUGGUACUGAAGUGAGCCGGAGGGGAGUGUGGUGUGUAAGGACACGUAGACUCUCAUUCAUUCAUUCAUUCAUUCAUAGAACCAUUGACCAUUCUAAGUUUUUAUUUUUAAUAAGAAAUUCCAGACAUAUAUUUUGCAAAGUGAGCUCAGAUUUUAAAAGUGCUUUGUGCCAAAAAAUAUCAUACCUAACUUUCAGUGCUUUACCUGAAUUUGUACUGUUUAUAAAGUCUUUUAAGAGCAGUUUUCCACUCUGCCAGGGUGGGUGACAGGAGGAUAAAUGUCUUAGUGCUGGAGCAGCUCCCAGGUGGGACUGGCCUUCCGCACGCCUGGCGGGUCCUUCAGGAGAGACGCGGCAGCCGCGGGGACUCCCCAUCCUGUGCGUUCGGCCACGCCCCCAGCACCUUUUGCUGCUGACAAUGCAAUUUUGAACUUAUAGGAUUAUGCUAACAAUUUUAUAAAAUGCACAAGAAAUGAUCUGUUGUCUUAAUCCAUAUGAUGGAUUUUAUAACGCCCUGCAACACUAAAGCAUCUUAUUGUUUACACGUUUUUUGUACGGUAUUUUUAAAUUAUCACUUAAAAAUUUCUAUAGCCUUCCAUUUGUACAGCACUUUCUCAAGAGCUCUGUCAGCACCAAGUGCAAAGUAACUUCUUUUAAGAAAUGGUUUUAAUAUGUAAUCAUGUGACGGGGCAUAAAUUUUGUGACUUGGGACAGUGGCUUUCCCACUAAGAUAACUGCAUGAACUCUGUUAAAAUUAACCGUCAUUCAUCACUGACUUUGUUUUUAAACCCUUGCAAUAUACCUGGUUUUUACAGGAUUUUAAAAUAUGUAAAAAUAACUUCUCUUAGAAAAUGUGUCAUGAAGUCACUCCUCAUUUGGGCUGAAUGCAUGUUUUAUAUAUUCCUUUUGUAUGUUUCUGUUUUGUUAAGUCUUCCGUCCGCACCGCCCUCAUCCCUGCCCAAGCUCAUGUUGAGAACAGAAUAGGAUUUUCUGGGGCGUGUCGUUGAGGGGUCACGAGUGAGAUGUGUGCUCCUCUUAACAGUGACGUGCUGGCGCUGUCUAUUUCAGAGUGGUGAAAAGGUCUGUUUUUCUGUCCUCAGUGGUUACCACCCCCGUCGCUGGCAGUGGGCUGGGUGUGGGGAGAACCUCGGCUCCUCAUGGUGGGGCCGCUGUGGCCGUCUUCCCUUUCCUGCUCUCUGGAAAUACAGUGUCUUUAAUUUUUGCACAGAAUACAUUUUGCAGCAGAUAGGUGGUCUUUAGUAGCAGGAAAAUCCCGUUAUGUAGCAGGUUGUAGUUCUGUUCCACGUUAAUUCAACGUGUGUAGAUAGAAGCUCGUUAUUUUUCUAUAUAAAAAAUGUAAUCUCUGAUGAUGGUUGCAGUUCCCCCGAUACUCAUAAUAUAAUUUUAUGUGCUUA